CUCCUCUCUCGCUUUGCUCUCUGUCUUCCAUUCAGAUCCCCUCGUCCGCGAUCGUCGAAGCCAGGCCAGGGCCAGGCCAACAAGCGGCCAACCAAACACAGCUGCGCAACGAAUCCCACAGCCCGAGGCCCGAUCUAGCGCCGGCGACUUGGGGUCCGCCAGCGCCCCGCCAUGCCAUCCUCCACCGCGUCGUGGUCGCGCUACGGUGCCGUCCCGACCUCCCCCCCUUCGCCGCCGCCGCCGCCGCCGCAGCUCAGGCCGGAGGACGACGCCGCGGGCGGCGAGGCGGCGCCCUCGCCCUCGGUCUCGGCUACGGCGGCGGAGGCCGGGGUCGCCUUCUUCUCCCGCGCGCGGGCGUUCGCGGGGGCGGGGCGGCCGCGCGCGUGGCGGGAGGUGCUGGACCCGACGGCGUUCUCGCGGCCCGAGAGCUGCGGGGAGGCCCGCGCGCGGGCGCGCCGCAACCUCGCCUACUUCCGCGCCAACUACGCGCUGGCCGCGCUCGCGCUCGUCUUCCUGGGCCUCGUCUACCGCCCCGUCUCCAUGCUCGUGUUCCUGGCGCUCUUCGUCGCCUGGCUCGGGCUCUACUUCGGCCGCGGCGACCGGGGCCCGCUCGUCUGCCUCCGCCGCGAGGUCGACGACCGCGCCGUGCUGGCCGCGCUCUCGGCGGCCACCGCGCUCGCCGUCGCGCUCACCCGCGCGGGAAUCAACCUCCUCGUCUCCCUCGCCGUCGCCGCCGUCGCCGUCGGCCUGCACGCCGCCUUCAGGGUGAACCUGUACGUCGACGAGACGGACGCGUUCGAUGUCGCUGGCACCUCGUUCACGGAUAGCCGAUACGGGUACGCGCUCCCUAGAUGAUGAGUCGAUGACAGCGGCAGGCAUUCAGCUGAUGCGGUUCUGCUCAUCGUGAGGCAGGGGGGGGGGGGGGGGGGGGGGGGGGGGGGGGUCCUUGGUGGCCCUGAUCCGUCCUCAGGUUUUGCAAGGUGUUCAUGAUCAUGGGUGCUGUGACGUUCUUAUUGUGUUCUUAAGUAACCCAUCACUCUCUUCUGGUCUGCAUCCUAUGUAUAGCGAUUUUCGUGCUGAGUAAUUUAGGGUGAUUUUUACUUGGUUUUGGUACUGAGCGUAGUUUUUCCGGGUAAAAUUUACGUAAUCGGUAGUGAUUUGAAUCCGUUUGAUUGAAGAAAUAAAUUCGAAGUC
This is a messenger RNA of Zea mays, 1194 nucleotides long. RefSeq names its product prenylated Rab receptor 2. Gene Ontology annotation, cellular component: endoplasmic reticulum; Golgi apparatus. NCBI's taxonomy places the organism in Eukaryota, Viridiplantae, Streptophyta, Magnoliopsida, Poales, Poaceae. The record is from RefSeq and is marked validated. Gene Ontology annotation, biological process: vesicle-mediated transport.